GUCGAGCCGGCCCGGGGCCGCCUAGCGGAUAGCGGUCCCGAGGAGGGCGGCGUCCGGCUCAGGGAUGCUUUGUCGCGGCGGCGUCCGGUUUGCAGAAGGCCUGGGCUUUCGGCCGAGGGUCUGGAAGUGGGCGCUUUAAAGAGCGUCCUGGGUCGCUGAUGCCACCCCGCCAACCCGGGAGUCCCCGUGUGCCCGAUCCAUGACGCUCCCUCUGCGGACUGAGCCGGCUUCAGAAGUUUCGGCCGCUGCGGUCUCCGGGGCGUUGUUCUUAACUCCCAGAGCGAUCGGCUCCCUUGCACCCUUUGGCACAGUCGUCUGUGUUUUGAAUCAAGGGAGUUGACUUUUCUUGCCCUGAGUUGAUCUCGUUCGACACGAUGGGUUUCGUUUUGGAGAUUUCAAACCGAAGCUCUCGCGAAGGGGAAUGUAUUUAAUGGAAACAAAUAACUCAUUUUGAGAAAACCAUGGCAAAAUCAACCCCCAAACACAGACGUUGUUCUCGGGAGUCUUCAGUUUCCUCUCUCCUGGCAAGCUGCAGCCUGAGCGGCAGUAGCUCCCCCAACUCUGGUGGCUCCUUUCGGUAUAAGGACAGAUUGUACAGUUCGGCUUCUGAGGCGUUACAGGCCUACAUUGAUGAUUUUGAUCUACGCAGAGAAUAUCCUGCAGCGAACCCUGGCAGAGCAAAGACUGAUGGAACGUCUGGUAACAUGCCGCGGUUUUCCAGCUAUGUGCAUCAACCGACUGACGCUUUUGAAAACCUUGAUCACAAGCAGCACUUAAACUCCUUGGCCUAUAGAAGGGAGACGAUCACUGAUAUGGACACCGUCAGCCUUACAACUGAUGAUUUGUUAAGACUGCCAGCGGACGGCUCUUUUUCCUUCACUUGUGUUGUCCCUGGUCACCGACCAAGCAAGAGAAACAAGAAAUACAUUGGUAGACGGGAUUUGUCGGACGUUAAAAAGAAGCCAAGUUUUCAUGUAGCCUCUACUCCCAAGAGCAAGGAUAACGUAGUUACUUCUGAUGUAUAUACAGAUGUAAAUGGAAAGAAAUGUGGUAGGCCCAGAACCCCCAAACCAAUGACUACAAAUAAUAAAUGUGCUUUGGAGUCAUCUUUAUCCUUUCCUAAGGAAUCAUCUUUCAAGGACUGUUCAAAGUAUGGUCCUGAAAAGAACUAUCCAAGAUGGCUCACGAGCCAGAAAUCUGAUCUUAAUGUCUCAGGGGUAACUAGUAUACCUGAUUUUAAGUAUCCAAUUUGGCUCCACAGUCAAGACUUGUUACCUGAUGGAAAUACUCAGAGGGUUUCUAAGUUACUUAAUGAAGAUGCAUACUCCCCCGUGCAUAGUCACCAGACACAAAGAGCUCCUCCGCCUACACAUAGAGUAGAUGGCUUUGAAUAUUCUUUUCAACCUCCAAACUUUACAGAUUCCAUCAGUGAGAAUAAAGGAUUAGUUAAUGAAUAUAAAUACGAUCCUGAAAAUAGCCAGUGUCAGUGUGAGAAUCCACUUCUCCCAGGACAAUCCCCAAAGCCAUUCUGUGGUGACAAAAUCGAAUUGCUUAUCCUGAAGGCUAAGAAGACUCUCAGGCAGCCUCCUGACGACCUGCCAAAGCCUGUGGUGAAGGAUGACAGCCCUUGCUCCUUAGAUAAACUUGAAGCAGAACGAUCAUGGGAAAAUGUCCCUGUUACUUUCAAAUCUCCUGUCCCUGUUAAAGCCGAUGACAGUCCUCAGCAAAGUUCCAGGAUGCAGUGUAUUAGUGAGAUUCUUGAGGACGUUUUAAGUGAUGGGAAGCAGAGCUCUACCCUAUCUGGGGGCAAACAUCAUGGUCCUGUUGAAGCCUUGAAACAAAUGUUAUUUAACCUUCAAGCAGUACAAGAAAGUUUUAAUCAGAAUAAAAAUAUGGAGCCAGAAGAAGAGAUUAAACAAGUAUCAGAGGAUGAUUUCUCUAAACUACAAUUGGAGGAAAAUAUGCUUCCGAUUACUAGGUCUCUUCAAAAGGCCUUACAACACUUAUCACGCCUGAGAGACUUGGUCGAUGACACCAGUGGGAAACAGUCACCAAAAAUGUGAAGUGGAAAAUAAAGCUUUAACCCCAGUAAACAGUCACCAUACAGCUCAAUAUGUACUUUUACCGUUACAUACAGUAGCAAAGUAUAUAUAAGCCAUAUAUUUUCCUAUGGCUACAUCAAGUGUAUUUCUAAAAAUCUAAACUUGGAAAUAUUUAUAGGCCUAAUUUUAUACAGAACUGGAAAACACUAAGGUAUGUUCCGAAGUAACACUUGGAUCUUCUGACCAGAAAAUAUUUAAUACUCAAAAGUGGACAAUUUCCUUUCCUGCCAUUCAUCUGGACCCAGCUUUUAUUGACAGUCUUAUCAUUUGUCAUUUAGUCUUUGUUUGAUGUUAAGGAGCUCUUUAACCUCUAUCUUAAUUUUAUAUUUGUGUGUAUACUAAAUAUAUUUAAGCAGUUUAAGGAAUACCUUAAAUUGUUGUGUCAUAUGGGAUUUUGUCACUUCUAAGCUUUCAUAAAUUUAAUAUUUAGGAUGUUAUAUUUGUAAAUGACAUUGAUUUCUAAUAGUUGGUGACUCCAUGCUAAUGGAAUGUUCUUUGUGAUACUACAGAACCUUCCUAUUUAAUUAAUACUUCUGAUUCUUUGUAGAUAAUCUUGAUAAUACUUAACAGUUCACACAUCGUUUUAGGGUAUAUUUGAGAAUUUAAUAUUUGUUAUGUGAUUAUUGUCUAGAUUUUAGUUUUAGAUUAAUUCUAAUCUAUUAAAAGCUGUAAUUUUAUGACAAAUGUAAAACUAAACAAGAAAUGAGUGUGGAAAAUCCAGAAACGAUUGUAAUAGAGAGUUGUCCAAAUUUGUCUCUAGAUGGAACUGAACAGAGCUGUGUUUUGCAGUUUCUAUUAGUGAGUAUAUUUAUAAUAUAUUAAUAUUUAUAAGUAGAAAAGAUCUGCAUCAAUGAGGCUAAAAUUAUGUAAUGUCACAUAACUAGUGCAUUUAAAAGCAACAAAAUUAAAGAACGCUUAUGAUCAAGUACUACAAGUUAA
Messenger RNA from Myodes glareolus (Bank vole), 3041 nucleotides. It is a transcript of the gene C13H18orf54, whose product is annotated as chromosome 13 C18orf54 homolog. Lineage: Eukaryota; Metazoa; Chordata; Mammalia; Rodentia; Cricetidae. The record is from RefSeq and is a predicted model, not a curated record.